This is a messenger RNA of Herpailurus yagouaroundi (jaguarundi), 1265 nucleotides long. It is a transcript of the gene TCF15, whose product is annotated as transcription factor 15. The transcript has 2 exons. Gene Ontology annotation, molecular function: RNA polymerase II transcription regulatory region sequence-specific DNA binding; protein dimerization activity; DNA-binding transcription factor activity, RNA polymerase II-specific. Gene Ontology annotation, biological process: developmental process; regulation of transcription by RNA polymerase II. The annotation marks the transcript as partial. The record is from RefSeq and is a predicted model, not a curated record. Lineage: Eukaryota; Metazoa; Chordata; Mammalia; Carnivora; Felidae.
GUGGUGGUGCGACAGCGGCAGGCGGCCAACGCGCGGGAGCGGGACCGCACGCAGAGCGUGAACACGGCCUUCACGGCGCUGCGCACGCUCAUCCCCACCGAGCCGGUGGACCGCAAGCUGUCCAAGAUCGAGACGCUGCGCCUGGCGUCCAGCUACAUCGCGCACCUGGCCAACGUGCUGCUGCUGGGGGACGCGGCCGACGACGGGCAGCCGUGCUUCCGGGCGGCCGGCAGUGCAAAGAGCGCGGUCCCCGCUGCCCCCGACGGCGGCCGCCAGCCGCGCUCCAUCUGCACCUUCUGCCUCAGCAACCAGCGCAAAGGGGGUGGCCGUCGUGACCUGGGGGGCAGCUGCUUGAAGGUGAGGGGGGUAGCCCCCCUCCGAGUGCCACGGAGAUGAGCCUAGACCCCUAUGGCAGCUAUUCCACGCAGGACCCCGGAGAAGGAGGCCAGAGGGCAGCCGCUGGUUGAACAGGGGAGAAGACCCCAGGAGCCCAACCCAAACCUCUUUCGUGUUGGGACCUGAGGACCACGGUCUGGGCCCAUGACCCUGUGGGCAGGCUCCCUGGGACAGCUCCACCACACCCCAGAGAGCCAUGAGGACCCAUGCAGCCAGUCCCAGCCCUAGCUGGUCAGAGACAAGGCAGAACUUUUGGAAAAACAAAGACUGUUGGUGACAGAGGAUGUGUGCAUAUCUGUGAAUGAGUGUGUGUGUGUGCAUGUGUGUGUGUGUGUGUGUGCACGCGUGUAUGUGAGAGAGAGAGAAUUGGUGGGUUUAAAAUAAAAAAGUAUUUUUAAAUAAAAGAUAUUCCCAUCUGAAGAAUGGGGGAGGGGGACUCCCAGCAGAGGUCGGAGGUGGCCUCUCUCCUAGACCCUUGACAGAGGCCCAGAUGCCGCAGGUGCUCCCCUGUGCCCUGGAGGGUGUGGGGCCGGGGGACGUCAGGAGGACCCCUCUCCGGAAGUCAGAAUGACUAAACUUUCCCCACAGUCUUCGUGAACAGUCACUAGCUGUCUGAUGUGGUUGGCAAGAAAUGUUAAAUGUAUUUAUUUUUGAAUAAGGGAUGUAUUUAUUCACAUGGUUCACAAGUCAAAAGGUACAAGAGGAAACAUGGUAAAGUUCCCCUCCCUCGUGUCCCCCAGCCACUAGUUCUCCCGCUGCGGGCAGCCUUGGCCACCAGAUUUUGUGAUGUCCCAUUCCCUAUGAUUAACCAAGCAAAUGCAGAAAAAAUAUAUAUGUACGUAUAUACUUUCUUCCACUCUUUACCCAAA